Molecule: messenger RNA, 494 nt
Organism: Tilletiaria anomala UBC 951
Lineage: Eukaryota; Fungi; Basidiomycota; Exobasidiomycetes; Georgefischeriales; Tilletiariaceae
Exons: 1
Coding region: 146-406 (86 amino acids)
Source: RefSeq, a predicted model, not a curated record
CUGGUCGAAACUUUCGAGCGGCGACCAGAGACGACGAUCCUGUCAGGGCGGGGAUAGAUGCGAGGGGAUGAGGAGCGAGGUGGGUGCAGCGUUGCGAAUCCUUCCUUUGGCGCUGGUCGUCUCAGGGGUGCGGCGGUACUGAAGAAUGGCACGAAUCGGCCGGAGAACAGGCUUGCGGACGAGGUUGGACGUCGGUCGGCUGUUUGCUGGGCAGGGAUGGAUGGUGGAAAGCAAGUGUGAAGGAGGUGAAAGGGUACGACCAAGAGGAAGUGGGAAAGUCGAGAGCGGGGCCCAACCAGAACGUGAAAGACUAGCCACUCCAACUUUCUCCAAUCAGAAUGGGUGCCGGUUGCCGGGGGGAUCAAUGAUCCUCAUCCUUUCCAUCUGCCUCGUUGUGCCUCUGUAGAUAUGCCGUCCAAGCGAACAUUUGGAAUCAGACGGCUGCGAUGACGGGGGAGACUGCCACUGCCCAUAGUGUGACCGCUGCAGUGCCA